Messenger RNA from Fusarium vanettenii 77-13-4, 4050 nucleotides. RefSeq lists its product as uncharacterized. NCBI's taxonomy places the organism in Eukaryota, Fungi, Ascomycota, Sordariomycetes, Hypocreales, Nectriaceae. The record is from RefSeq and is a predicted model, not a curated record. The transcript has 2 exons. Gene Ontology annotation, biological process: mRNA export from nucleus. Gene Ontology annotation, cellular component: cytoplasm; nucleus; transcription export complex 2. The annotation marks the transcript as partial.
UUGAGUGCGACGACCGUUGCAUCAUCAACACAAGCACAGAUGACUUCCAUCUUUGGCCAACCGACGCGGAGCCAGCCUCCAGCGUUCAAUCCUUUCGCGACAAACUCGGGGGCCGGAGACAGUUCAUUUGGUAUUGAUGAUGCAGGCGACUCGAACCGGUCCAAGCGAAACAAGCGACCCUUGCGACCUGCCGACAAGAGCGACAACGAAGGCAAGCGAAAGUCGAACAAAGACGCCAACAUGAGCGACAGCGGGAAGCAGAAGAAGUGGAAGGCGGAGGAGAGGAAGAGGAAGAACGGCGACGUAAAGAAGAGCUUUGAAAGCGUUAAAGCCCUCAAGAAGGCGCCCAAGGACGCGCAGACCAACGGCUUCAAUCCUUUCACGUCGACGCGUGAUAACGAAUCGCGACCAACCUCAUCCUCGAGCACCGAAUCGCAAACUGACGGAAUCCCGAAAGCGUACCACUCGAACGAUCCGCAAGCCAGAAAGGUUUACGAACAGCUUCGAAAAGACAACAUCUUUCCUCCGCCAUGGCCGUCGCAGCCCGGAAACCCCAAGAACAAGGGCGAGGUCGGCAAGUUUCGCGAAAAGUACGAAGCCUACCGCAGCAAGGCGCGCGCGUCGUUGACAAGGGCUGGCCUGAUCGAUGAUCCCGACAAGCGAAAGACUCUUCAAGAUGCCAUUGACUUCAAGGGUAUUUGCGAGGAGAUGUGCCCCGAAUACGAAAAGAUCCAGCGCAUCAACGAAAUGGACGUCCAUCAACCUGAAAAGAACCCCAAGACGACCUUUCCCAACACCCGUCGCAUGGUCAAGAAGCUCGCACGCUCAGCCGCUGGUCAGGAAGCCCCUCUACCUAUGGACGUGCGAUCUGUGCCAGCUCUCCGGAGGACGUUCGACUACCUCAUUGACGAGUUACUACGAAAUGACGACAACCUACCAUCCUUGCACGGCUUUCUCUGGGAUCGCACACGAGCAAUUCGCCGAGACUUUACCUUUUUCUCAUCGCUCAAUCCUGAAGAGAUGAAAACACAGGUUUACGUACUCGAGAACAUUACGCGAUUCCAUGUCACAGCACUACACCUCCUCUCCCAGGAGGGCAAUGCACCAGAAGACUUUGUCGAGCAGCAAGAAAUCGAGCAACUUGCAAAGGCUCUUCUUUCCCUCCGCGACGCAUAUGACGAUUGUAACGAUCAGGGCAUCCGGUGCGAGAACGAACCCGAGUUCCGAGCUUACUAUCUGAUCUUCCAUGCCCUCGAUUCGAACAUUAUUGAGACGCUACAACGGCAAUGGAAACCGAACCUGUGGAAAGACUCUGACGCGGUUCGCACAGCAGCUUCGCUCGUCGAGGCUCUUCAAAAUACCCAAGACUUCCAUGGGCCGAUCAAGGACGCACCUUCAAUGGCCGCCUCUGCAGCAUACCAUUCGUAUUUCCGGAUAGUCGAAGACCCAAAGGUUUCAUACACUAUGGCUUGUUUCGCCGAGAUUCAUUUUGCCCCUCUUCGUCGCUCCAUCUUGACGACAAUCAAGAGAUCGCUAGCCCGGCCUAGAGAGACAGCCAAGGAUGUCACAGCCGCCGUCCUCAACAAGUUCCUCCGGUUUGACUCUAUAGACGAAGCAAUUGAAUUUGCAGAGGAUCAUGAUUUCGAGUUUGGGAAAUGUGAAGACGACCCGUCGGAUAUCACUCGCUGGUAUCUCAUACUAGACAACCGCAAACGUCUCCCUUUUCUCCGUUAUCAACACCAGUUCUCUGAGAGUUUGGUAGAGAAGAAGCGCGGCUCCAGAUCUCUUCCAGACCUUAUCCAUCAGACAAUAUACGAAGACCCCAAUGCCCCGAAGCCAACGACUAAUGGAGAUGGCGAGGAGAGUCUCUUUGUCACGGAUGAACCGGAGCCAGUGACACAGGCACAGCCUGUUGAAUCAUCAAAACCCAACAGUACAACAACAAACCCCUUCUCCUCUUUUAAGCCGAAUGGAGUUUUGGGUAGCAACAAUGCUGUCAACGGCAACUCAGGGACUUUACUCAACGGGAACGCUUCAGCCUCUGCCUCCCCCUUUCAGCAGUCAACGCCUCAACAGAACCCCUUUGCUCCGACACCAGCACCGACAGCAGAGCCUGCGAAGCCAGCUGUCAAUCCAUUUGCAUCGGCUACAACUUCGACUGCGCCGUCGCCAUUCAGUAACGGUGUAGCAACCACCUCCAACGCGUCGUCAGGGGUUACAACAGGCCCUACAACAAUAGCUGCGUUGAACUCAUUUACCUCAUCUGCCACACCAUCGACUGCUGCUGGUCCCGCCAAGAGCAACCCAUUUGGCUGGCCACCUACGUCUGAAUCCCAGACAUCUAAAGCUCCUAGCUUUCCUUCUUUCACGCCCCAACCUGCUGUACCAUCAAAUGACGCUCCAACACCCCCGAGCAAGGUGGAUAAGCCUGCGGGCCUGUUACCUCCAGCUCCAGCAAGUCCUGCAGUUGAACCCACAAAGACGACCAACAACAACGCAGUUCCUCCAUUCUCUGCGCCAACAGUUGACGCCUUCCAGCCUCUGAAACCUACUCCACCUCCGUUGGGCAGCGUGGCUAAACCGAUCAGUGGACUUGGCAUUGGAACACAACUCCCCUCAACCGACAAGCAGGACAAGCCAGCACCAAGUGCUCUCAGCUCUAGUCCGGCUGUUACAUCAACGCCUCAACUGUCAUUUCCCGCCUUUUCGACCCCAUCCUAUCAGCCUUCACCACUUGGCAUCACUCCUCAGCCUGCUACUACUUCACCUCCCAAACCAACAAUCCAGACACCACAACCCCCGACUCUUCCACCAGCUCCUCUAGUACCGCCGGCUCCACCACAACCGCCUCGUGAUCUCAUUGGAGACUUCACGAAGUGGUACGUGCUUGGCGAUGAAGGCAUGCUUGGUGACUUCCAAGCCUUUAUGCUGGACAACAUCCUGCAGGGCGUAUACCGGAAGUUUGUUAAGGACAAAGAAAGGAAACGACAAAAGGAAGAAGAAGAAGAAGCGCUUGCCAAGGCAACCGAGUUCCGAAGAUACACCCUUUCAGUCAGAUACUUCUACCGCUGGAGGGACACGGCACGCGAGCUACGACUUAGCCAACUUCGCCGCAGUGGCCGAGAGCAAAUGAGAGUGUACUACGAGGCACAGCGAGCAGAACAACUCAAGGCUCAAAAGGCUGAAGCUCGUCGAGCAGCACGAGAAAAGGCUGAACUUGCAGAGCUGAACCGGCACCGCCCGGAAGAGCUGAUGGAUCUUCUCAAGCACAAGAAGCCAGGCAAACGUCGACAGUCGGAGGAGGAUGCUCUCCUCGCUAGCGGUGUCUUGUCAGGGGUUGGCAACGAGCGAGAGGCCAUCGCGCAGAUUGUAAAUGGACCGCCAUUUGUGAACGGCACAGUGUCGAGCCAACAGUCGAAGCUGUCCAGGGCGUCUACCACUAGGGGCGGAUCCAAGACGCAAGCUCUACGAGAGCAGCUCCUUGGUGAUAGGUCCUCCACCUUCCGACGCUCGCUACCUCCUUCGAUGUCAGGGAACGGAUCAAGCCCUGAGCCAAGCAACCGCGUCAGCAAGGUAUCGGAACGUUGGCGCCUCAAGGCCAUGGGCAUUGUUCAGAUGCCCGACGGCACAGCGAUGCCAGAGUCACUAGCAAACGAAAUUCAGUACGGCAAGAAGAGGCACUCAGGAACCGGCACUAUGGGGCCACCUAGUAGCAGCUUCAUCCGUCGAGCCUCAGUGAGCGACCUCGCCCGUUCCGAAGGGGGCCAUCGUCUAUCCAGCUCACAAGGAGCUAUCGACACGACCGAAUUUGACGGCACAGCCGCUAAUAACAAACGGAAGCGUACCGCAGAGGACGAUGAAGACACGCCCCAACAAGGGACUUCCAACACGCACAAACGCGUCAUGAGCGACGCGCAGAAGCUGAUCAGCGAACUUCGCGCUAUGAGGGCGGAGAUGGAAGAAGGGGCUUCCUGGUUCCACGAUCAAAACGAGAGAUUACACAGCGAGAUGAUUAGCCGCGGCUCGACGCCGUGGGAUCAAGAUUCAUGA